AUGAAUCAAGAUACAUUCGAAAAAAUUUCUUUUGAUAAAGUUGUGCCUAUUAGAAGAACAUCUGAACAAAGCAUAUUAUCUUCACUUUCUUUGAAAAGUAAUUUAAUAUCUAAAUCAAAUCGUAUAACAACGACAACGAUAACGACGACAACGACAACAACAACAACUAAUACUAAUAAUAAUGCAGAUAAUGAAAAUAUUGGUGUUAAAUUACCUUUUAAUUCGAUAAACCAUAACGACAACGACAACAGCAACAACAACAAUAAUAACAACAAUAAUAACUAUAAUAAUAACACGACAACAACCACGACUAUUACUGCCCAUAAUAAUGACACGUCCAAUAAUUUUAGUAUACAAAGUUUAGAUACUGUAGAUGAUGGCUAUGAUAGUGGGGAAAAUAAUAGUUCUUCUUCUUCUGCUUCCACUGCCACUACGACCACCACUAAUAUCAAUAGUACAAACAAUACCUCUGACGAUUUAACUAAACAAGCUUUAAGAAAACUAUCCUUUUUAAAGAUCACCGGUAGUAACAAUGAUAACAUUCAAGAAGCUUCCAAUGACAACAAAGUUCAAGAUGAUAUAAAACUUAGUAAUUCUUCAUUUUCCCUUCAAUCCACCGAUUCAAAUUUAACUCCCAAAAAGACUAUCAAACAAGUUUCCUCCUUUUUGAAUACAAACACUCCUUAUCAAAGCAUCACAAAAAACUCUUCUUCAAGCUCUAUUUCCUCUGUCGACACUUUCAGAAACCCUCAAAACACAAAUAAUUUGAGGAACUUACAUAACAGUACUCCAAGAUCUAUAAUGAAAUCUAAUCCAUCUUCUUCAAUGCUUUACAAUAAAUCAUUGUCAACUCCACCUUUAUCUGUUAACACUCUUCCUAAUUCCAUAUUUAAUAAUACUAAUAAUAAUACAAGAAUAUUAUCAAAACAAUAUAUCAAGCAGAUCAAUAAUCCAAAAAGACCAAUGUAUAUACCCGCCGUAUUAAGAAAUGUAUCAGAAACAAAUUUAACAAACGAUGAUAUACUGACUCUAAAUUCUUCAAUAUCUCAGAUACCAACUCCUUUAUUAGCAUCCACACACUCUCUUUACAAUCACACUAACAGUAUAAGUGUAGACUCUUAUCUCACUAAUCAUAAUAGUAACAAUACUCACAAUGCUACUAACUUUUCUAGAACACCUCUUUCAAUUAGAUCAUCUUCAAUAUCCUCUAACUCUUCCAUUACCACAACUUCCUCCUCCUUCUCUAAUUCUAUUAGACACAUUAAAACAUCACAUUGGAUACCAGAUUCAAUGAGAUCAAAUUGUAACAAAUGUAAUAUCCAGUUCACUCUAUGGGAAAGAAGACAUCAUUGUCGUCAUUGUGGUGAACUUUUUUGUCGUAAAGAUUUGUUGAAUAAAUUAUAUUUGAAUUGUGACGCUCAAUUUAUUAACCCAACCAACUUCACCGGUAAGAAAUUCUUAUCAAAAGUUUGUGAUUCUUGUUACUAUAACUACAAACAGUAUUUAAAUAUAAAUAAUACCACAUUCACUACUACUGGUAGUAACCAGGAUUUACAACCCAAACAAUUGAUCAUCCAGAAUAAUCAGACUUCUCAAACAGAUUUAAAUUUUUCACAGAAUGAUGACGGUAACGAUACACUCACGGAUAUGACUUCAAUGUCAGCAAUUAAUAAAAAGAAAGUUAAAUAUAAGAAUGACACUAUUGUUGGAUCGGUCUCUAAUUGGAAUUGGUCAAGUUUUUAA
Messenger RNA from Arxiozyma heterogenica, 1743 nucleotides. RefSeq names its product Pib2p (gene PIB2). The transcript has a single exon. The coding region runs from base 1 to 1743 and encodes 580 amino acids. Lineage: Eukaryota; Fungi; Ascomycota; Saccharomycetes; Saccharomycetales; Saccharomycetaceae. Gene Ontology annotation, cellular component: early endosome membrane. The record is from RefSeq and is a predicted model, not a curated record. Gene Ontology annotation, molecular function: metal ion binding. Gene Ontology annotation, biological process: endosomal transport.